Messenger RNA from Exophiala viscosa, 1094 nucleotides. RefSeq lists its product as uncharacterized. The record is from RefSeq and is a predicted model, not a curated record. Lineage: Eukaryota; Fungi; Ascomycota; Eurotiomycetes; Chaetothyriales; Herpotrichiellaceae. The transcript has 3 exons. The coding region runs from base 375 to 1094 and encodes 239 amino acids.
AAAGUCGUCAACACUGAGGAUUGAACCCAGUGUUGUAUGUCGACACAAGCAGCAAUGCCACUAGGCCACGACCACAUGCCCAGCUUGACCUGAUGCAGUUGUUAGGCAAAGUUUGAGACAUUAAACAGAUAAACCACUAUUAUUCGAGCAGUCGCCAAGGUUAGACAGUGAAGCAGAAAGCAAGGUGGUGUGGUGGUGUGGUGGUGAGGUGAGGUACAGUCAAUACUUGAUGGUGACAAGGCUGCAAGGCUGUGAAAGCGGCUAGCGGCUAUUGCGGGGAAAAGGGCUCCCCGGAACGUCAUAUAAGUUUCAAGCAUUCCCUAGACUUUAGAAAUCAGCUAGUCGGACCCAAUAGGAGCAAUAAGAUAAACAGGAUGCCAGACCUUCACUCUUUGCCCGUAGGGUCACGGCCUGACAAAGCAGUGCGGAACAAUGGUCCAGAAAACCUGGUCCUCGAGCGUUACAAGCUAAGAGAAUUAGCUGAAGGGUGGCCUGCAUAUCGCGAUGCUUGUGAAUGGGAAAACUUGAAAUCCAUCUUUCAUCCAGACGCAUACAUCUACACGACAUGGACAGGCAGGACGCACCAUCUCGAUUUCAUCGCCGCAUCUGCGAAGGGCAUGGACAAUGGUGCGUUCAUCAUGCACCGCUGCCACGGCAUCAGUACAGAUAUCAACACCGAGGCUACGCGAGCCAUCACGAAAAUGAAAGCGACCAUCACCCAGAGAUUCGAUCUGGACGGGUGUGAGGCCGAUGCCGAGAGCGAUUGCCGGUUCUGCUUCUUCUGGAACAAGAUGGAGAAUGGCGAGUGGCGUGCUCGAUAUGUGCGCCACUGGUAUGAGAAGGACAAACUCAUUCCAGUCAAUCCGAACAAGGUGCCAAAGCUAGACGGGGAGGUAUUGCAAAAGUAUCCCAGCGGGUACAGAUACUUGGCUUAUUGUCAAGAGAAGACGAUGGGGGUCAAGGUGUUGCUCGACAUGCCUGGCCACCGGCGGGAGAAUGGUGCUCCGGGUGGAAGCAAGGCUUGUGGUGAGAAGCAUGAUUUGUUGUACUGGCAGUGCAAGGAGUGGUUGGAAGGUGGCAACGUUGACAUCUGA